Molecule: messenger RNA, 4573 nt
Organism: Sebastes umbrosus (honeycomb rockfish)
Lineage: Eukaryota; Metazoa; Chordata; Actinopteri; Perciformes; Sebastidae
Product: B-cell receptor CD22-like
Exons: 18
Coding region: 401-4366 (1321 amino acids)
Source: RefSeq, a predicted model, not a curated record
GCUGAUCGGUGUAACAAAAACAAAAAGGAGUGAUUCUUAAUUAUUGUGUUUCUUUUCCUAAAAUUGUCCUCUAAAGAAAAGUGUCCGAGGUAUUUUAAGUUCACAGAACGACUCUCACUGUUACUAUAUUUAAACAAAUGAACGCAGCGUGUGCAGAACAACAGGAGUCGUUUCUUCAUUUCAACUCGGGGAUUUACAGUCAGUCAUCUGCUCAUGCAUGUUAAUAAAGUAAAGAGGAAGGAAGCCAUGACAGUUUUUUUUUGUUCCAACCACAAGAGACACAAACUGUCUUCAAAGACCACUUCCUCCAUUUUAAUGUAGACAUGAUUAAGAUGACUUACUGAGUAGUUCUCACGUCUGUGAUUUACCUGCUGGUUUAACAGAGACGAGAGGAGCAGAUAUGAGUUUAACAGCGGCGGCAGCGAGUGGAUUCGUGGUCUUCCUUCUCUCUGUGCAAGUGAUACAGGGUAAGGAUGAUGUCUGGGGAGUGACUUACAAUCGUCCUACUGUGAUCUGUGCCUCAGAAGGAUCAACAGUGGAAAUACACUGCAGCUACACAUACCCAUCCAAACGUUAUACUACAGUUCAGAAAACAUUCUGGUUUACCAAAUGGAUAUCUAUUGAACCUGUGGAUUUGAAGACAGACUCAGAGUAUUCAGGACGUGUGUUUGACAAUUGUAAUAAUAAGUUCUGCACUCUGACAAUCACAAACCUGAGAGAGAGCGACUCGGCUGUGUACAAGUUCAGGUUCAUAACUAAUCAAGAUGGGAAAUAUACCGGUGAACCUGGAGUCAAACUGUUUGUCACAGGUCCAGGUCUCACGGUGAAGAGAUUGUCUUCUUCUAAAUGGCUGAAGUGUCUAAACAGUUGUCCUCUACCUGAUCGUCCGUCAUACAUCUGGUACAAGAAUGGACAGGAAAUUCAAGCAGGAACAUCUUCUUAUUAUUUAGGCUCUAAAAAUGAAGACAGCUACUCCUGUGCUGUAAAAGGAUAUGAAGACUUCCCCUCUCCUCCAGAGUGUCACUAUGGUCCAUCCUCCUGCAACAGAGUGACUUAUACUGAGAGAAGCAUCUGUGCCUCCAAAGGCUCUUCAGUGAACAUUUCUUGCACGUACAACGGCUAUGGAUAUAUCACAUCUAAAUUCUGGUUCAGUCCUGAACGUGGUCAUGAGUGGCGGAAUCACUCACAUCCUGAGGACCUGAGUGAAGACUCUCAGUAUACAGGUCGUGUUCAGGUCAUUGAAACAGAGAGAGGACGCUCCACUCUGAGGAUCACUAACCUGAGAGAGAUGGAUUCAGCUCAGUAUCGCUUCAAAUUCAAGACACAAACCUCUGAAUGGGGGAGCAGUUUUCCUUGUACAACGUUGACUGUCACAGCUCUCCAGGUGCAGGUGACCAGACUAAGAGUCGGUGAUUCUAAGACUGAGGUAGACCUGAAGUGUCAGAGCAGCUGCAGUCCGGCUGGUCGUCUUUCCUACGUCUGGUUCAAAAACGGAACGAGAAUCACUUGGGAGGAGACAUCUUCCUAUAAAGGCUGGCUUUCUCUUGGAGACGUCAUCUCUUGUGCUUUGAACGGAUAUGAAGAGUUCCCCUCUCCUUCAGUGUAUGCUCCAAAGCGUCCCUCAGUGUCAGUGAGUCCCUCUGGUGAGAUAGUGGAGGGCAGUUCAGUGACUCUGACCUGUAGAAGUGAUGCUAACCCAGCAGCUAGAUACACCUGGUACAAGAAUGGAAAACUAUACCUUCAUCCUCUCCUUAAAGAACAACAGCAGCUUGUCUUCAGCCCCAUCCAGUCCUCUGAUUGUGGACGGUAUCACUGUACAGCUGGGAACAAGCUGGGAGAGAGGACGUCUGAAUACGUCUCUAUUGAUGUGAAAUAUGCUCCAAAGCUUCCCUCAGUGUCAGUGAGUCCCUCUGGUGAGAUAGUGGAGGGCAGUUCAGUGACUCUGACCUGUAGCAGUGAUGCUAACCCAGCAGCUAACUACACCUGGUACAAGGAGAACCAAACACUGCUUCAGGGACCAGAAGGCAUCUAUCGUUUCACCUCCAUCAGCUCUGAGGACAGAGGGAUCUAUUACUGCAAGUCUGAGAAUAAGUACGACCGGAUCAACUCCACGUCUGUACACAUAGAUGUCCAGUAUCCUCCAAAGCUUCCCUCAGUGUCAGUGAGUUCCUCUGGUGAGAUAGUGGAGGGCAGUUCAGUGACUCUGACCUGUAGCAGUGAUGCUAACCCAGCAGCUGACUACACCUGGUACAAGAAUGGAAACCUCAAACCUCUCCGUGAAGAACCACAGCUCCUCUUCAGCCCCAUCCAGUCCUCUGACUCUGGAGAUUAUUACUGUACAGCGGAGAAUGAGCUGGGAGAGAGGACGUCUGAAUACAUCUCUAUUAAUGUGAAAUAUCCUCCAAAGCUUCCCUCAGUGUCAGUGAGUCCCUCUGGUGAGAUAGUGGAGGGCAGUUCAGUGACUCUGACCUGUAGCAGUGAUGCUAACCCAGCAGCUGACUACACCUGGUACAAGAAUGGAAACUUCAAACCUCUCCGUGAAGAACCACAGCUUGUCUUCAGCUCCAUCCAGUCCUCUGACUCUGGAGAUUAUCACUGCACAGCUGAGAAUGAACUUGGGAGGACAUCUGGAUACAUGUCUGUUGACGUGAAGUAUGCUCCAAAGCUUCCCUCAGUGUCAGUGAGUCCCUCUGGUGAGAUAGUGGAGGGCAGUUCAGUGACUCUGACCUGUAGCAGUGAUGCUAACCCAGCAGCUGACUACACCUGGUACAAGAAUGGAAACCUCAAACCUCUCCGUGAAGAACCACAGCUCCUCUUCAGCCCCAUCCAGUCCUCUGACUCUGGAGAUUAUUACUGUACAGCGGAGAAUGAGCUGGGAGAGAGGACGUCUGAAUACAUCUCUAUUAAUGUGAAAUAUCCUCCAAAGCUUCCCUCAGUGUCAGUGAGUUCCUCUGGUGAGAUAGUGGAGGGCAGUUCAGUGACUCUGACCUGUAGCAGUGAUGCUAACCCAGCAGCUGACUACACCUGGUACAAGAAUGGAAACCUCAAACCUCUCCGUGAAGAACCACAGCUCAUCUUCAGCUCCAUCCAGUCCUCUGACUCUGGAGAUUAUUACUGUACAGCGGAGAAUGAGCUGGGAGAGAGGACGUCUGAAUACAUCUCUAUUAAUGUGAAAUAUGCUCCAAAGCGUCCCUCAGUGUCAGUGAGUCCCUCUGGUGAGAUAGUGGAGGGCAGUUCAGUGACUCUGACCUGUAGCAGUGAUGCUAACCCAGCAGCUGACUACACCUGGUACAAGAAUGGAAACCUCAAACCUCUCCGUGAAGAACCACAGCUCCUCUUCAGCUCCAUCCAGUCCUUUGACUCUGAAGAGUAUUACUGUUUAGCUGAGAACGACCUCAGGACGAUGAGAUCCAAAUCCAUCUUCAUUAAUGUGAAAUAUGCUCCAAAGCUUCCCUCAGUGUCAGUGAGUCCCUCUGGUGAGAUAGUGGAGGGUAGUUCAGUGACUCUGACCUGUAGCAGUGAUGCUAACCCAGCAGCUAACUACACCUGGUACAAGGAGAACCAAACACUGCUUCAGGGACCAGAAGGCAUCUAUCAUUUCACCUCCAUCAGCUCUGAGGACAGAGGGAUCUACUACUGCAAGUCUGACAAUCAACAUGGAGAGAUCAACUCCACGUCUCUAUCAGUAGAUGUCCAGUAUGCUCCAAAGCUUCCCUCAGUGUCAGUGAGUCCCUCUGGUGAGAUAGUGGAGGGCAGUUCAGUGACUCUGACCUGUAGCAGUGAUGCUAACCCAGCAGCUAGAUACACCUGGUACAAGGAGAAUGAAGACUCACCAGAAGCAUCAGGACAGAUCUUCACCAUCACUGACCUCAGAGCUGAACACAGUGGGAAUUAUUACUGUGAAGCCCAGAACAACAGAGGACGUCAUAACUCCACCUUACAUCUGAGCGUUGCAGCAGGAGCAUGGAAGUUAAUAGCUGCUGCUGCCACAGGCCCUGCUGCUUUUCUCACCAUCAUAUUUGUCUCUGUCAUCCUGUGGAUCAUAAAGAAGAGGUCCUGCAAGCAGCCGUCUGAGCCCCGAGAGAGACCAGACAACAGGGAACAGAUGCCACCAACAGAGCAGCAGGAUGAACUCCACUAUGCCAGUGUCCACUUUUCCAGAAGAGAGACAGAUCCUCUCUACUCCAACAUCAGACCAGCUCAGCCCAGAAGAUACAAAGAGGAGAGGAAGGAAGAAGAAGAAGAAGAGAUGGUCGUGUACGCUGCUGUUGGAUUUAACAGUGCCAGUCCGUCCUCGAGAGGCCAGGAAGCUUCGGAGGAUCCGGCUGCGUUGUACAGUACCGUCAACAAAAAGAGGAAUCUCUAGACUCCUUUCCAUCCAUGGUAUCUUCAUUUUUUAAAUCUUUAUGAGAGGAAACCACAUUGAGUUUUAAAACGUAUUCCUCAGGACAGGCUUGUCCAAGAAUACAGCUGGAUAUAUUUUCCUCUGUCCAUAAUCUUCACUCAAAUUUACCCAAAAAUAUGAUAAAUAAAUUAAAUAAACAAUAACAAACCAAGAACAAAAAAUACUAAU